GCAAUUCGCUCUGAUUCCAAUCAUUCCAGUGCGUUCUAAUGUCAUCAAACCUUCUAUUGCUUGCGGAAGCCAUAACGCGCGUUUAUGUAAUCAUUGAGUGUGGGAUUUUAGAUUUUUCUGUAAAAUAUCAAUUUGUAUAUUUGUGUUUGCGAGUAUUUUAAUCACAAGUACUCUAGUAGCAGAUAUAUACGUAAUAAUAUCCAGAAUUGGGUAUAAGCUAGUCCGGAUAUGCGUGAAGUACUAUCAAUCAACAUCGGACAGGCGGGAUGCCAGAUUGGGGAUGCGUGUUGGCAGCUUUUCACCUUGGAACAUGGAAUCCAGGCGGAUGGAACUGUUAGCGAGAAGGUACCGAUCGACGAGAAUAUGGCUGCAUUUUUUCACAAUACGGAUUCCGGCAGGGUGGUACCCCGCAACAUCUUUAUCGAUCUGGAGGAAUCUGUCAUAUCCGAGCUGAAAAAUGGGCCUUAUAAGUACCUGUACCACCCUCAGUAUAUGAUCGCUGGCAAAGAGGAUGCUGCCAACAACUACGCCAGAGGUCAUUACACAGUUGGAAAGCAAAUUAUAGAGCAAGUAUGUGCGUCCAUCCAGAAACUGGCUGAACAAUGUGAUGGACUGCAAGGUUUUCUAGUGUUCCAUUCUUUCGGGGGCGGAACUGGUUCGGGGUUCACCUCAUUAUUGAUGCAAAGAUUGGCUUCAGAGUUUGGAAAGAAAUGUAAGUUGGAGUUCGCGGUGUACCCAUCGCCAAGGAUUUCAACCGCUGUUGUGGAACCGUACAAUACUGUGAUAUCAACAAGCACUACGAUGCCAAAUUCGGACUGCUGCUUCAUCAUGGACAACGAGGCAACCUACGAUAUUUGUUCAAAGAAUUUGCAAAUUGGAAGACCGGACUACAUCCACCUGAACACGCUGGUAGCCCAGGUUGUAUCCUCGGCCACUGCUUCACUGCGAUUCAAAGGCACGAUGAACGUCGAUCUGAACGAGUUUCAGACUAACCUGGUGCCAUAUCCGAGAAUUCACUAUCCACUGGUGUCAUACGCUCCCCUGCUCUCUGCUUCGAAAGCCCAACACGAGUAUUCAUCGGUUUCCGAAAUCACCAACGCUUGUUUUGAGCCGUCCAAUAUGAUGGUGAAAUGUGAUCCCCGCCACGGAAAGUAUAUGGCCUGUUGUAUGCUGUAUCGUGGAGAUGUUGUCCCGAAGGACAUCAAUAGUUCCAUAGCGGCCAUCAAAAGCAAGCGGCACAUCACUUUCGUCGAUUGGUGUCCGACCGGGUUCAAGAUAGGUAUCAAUCAACAGGCACCGAGUGUGCUACCGGGGGGAGAUUUGGCGAAACCAAAGCGAGCAGUUUGCAUGCUUUCGAACUCGACCGCCAUGUCCGAGGCCUGGGCUCGUGUAAAUCAGCAGUUCGAUUUGAUGUACCGGAAACGUGCUUUCGUGCAUUGGUACGUUGGAGAGGGCAUGGAGGAGGGUGAAUUUAGCGAAGCGCGAGAAGAUCUUGCCAUUCUUGAGCAGGACUAUGAAGAAGUCGCGGGCGAUACGCAAGAUCCGGACGAGGGAGGUUCGGAUUAUGAAUUUUGAGGCGCGUGUUUGUGGAGUUGUCUGUACAGUUAUAGCUAUGUGGUGUAUUUAUUCUAAUCGGUUAACUAAGUCUAAACAAACGUUUACCAUACAAGCUCAAUAAAGAUUAUCAUAAAUGUCCUGUAA
Messenger RNA from Armigeres subalbatus, 1701 nucleotides. RefSeq names its product tubulin alpha-8 chain-like. The coding region runs from base 229 to 1575 and encodes 448 amino acids. The transcript has 2 exons. The record is from RefSeq and is a predicted model, not a curated record. Gene Ontology annotation, molecular function: GTP binding; structural constituent of cytoskeleton. NCBI's taxonomy places the organism in Eukaryota, Metazoa, Arthropoda, Insecta, Diptera, Culicidae. Gene Ontology annotation, cellular component: cytoplasm; microtubule. Gene Ontology annotation, biological process: mitotic cell cycle; microtubule cytoskeleton organization.